This is a messenger RNA of Triplophysa rosa, 1917 nucleotides long. It is a transcript of the gene gal3st1b, whose product is annotated as galactose-3-O-sulfotransferase 1b. The record is from RefSeq and is a predicted model, not a curated record. NCBI's taxonomy places the organism in Eukaryota, Metazoa, Chordata, Actinopteri, Cypriniformes, Nemacheilidae. The transcript has 3 exons. Gene Ontology annotation, molecular function: galactosylceramide sulfotransferase activity. Gene Ontology annotation, biological process: galactosylceramide biosynthetic process; myelination. The coding region runs from base 136 to 1383 and encodes 415 amino acids. Gene Ontology annotation, cellular component: membrane.
AACAGGUUCCUUAAACUGUAGAUGAUUUAAAGGAGAGCAUAAUAUUUAAUACAUUAUUUAAAAUGUGUUAAUUUAAUCUUGGUUUAACAAGGACUAACCAGUCUCAUCAGGGAUUCAAGACUUGAAAAGUACAUCAUGAGGAAGAGAACAAACCCACGACUGACACACAAGUUGAUUUUGGGAACUCUUGUGAUUUGCAUUAUGGGUUUUUACUGUUUUACUGCUCAGACACAUCAUGUCACAAACAGUGUUUCUAUGGCCUCGUGUGCUCAAGUCACACCGCACGUCCAUGUCUGGAAUAAUUCCUCCGCAGAAAAAGUGACCUGUAAGCCAAAGGUCAACCUGAUGUUCAUGAAAACCCACAAGACCGGCAGCAGCACUAUGCUAAACAUUCUCCUUCGUUUUGGAGAAAAGAAUCAAUUAAAGUUUGCGCUCCCACACAGUCGGAACGACUUUUUCUACCCGUCUAGUUUCUUUCGCAGUCAGGUGAAGAACUACCGUCCGGGUCUGUGCUACAACAUCGUGUGCAACCACAUGCGCUUCAAUGCACCGGAGGUAGAGAAGCUGCUCCCGGGAGACGCCGCCUUCUUCACCAUCCUAAGAGACCCUGCGGAGCUAUUCGAAUCCUCCUUUCACUACUACAAAGCGUACGUGCCUCAAACAUGGAGGAUACCUGGAAAAAACAAACUUUCGGAGUUUCUCACAUACCCAAACCGCUACUUCAAUCCAGAGGGAAUGAACAGCUUCUAUCUGAGGAACCUGCAGUUUUUUGACCUCGGCUUUGAGAACCAUUUGGAGGUCGGCGAUCCACGGGUGAAUGAAAGCAUAGAAUACGUCGCAAAGCGCUUUCAGCUAGUUUUGAUUUCAGAUCACUAUGAAGAGUCCCUCAUUCUACUGAAAGAUGCCCUGUGCUGGCAGAUGGAUGACAUGCUGUUCUUUAAACUCAAUGCUCGAAGAGCCGUGGCUGUUUCUUCUAUGAGCCCCGAGCUCAAGGCCAAAGCUCGGGAGUGGAACGGCGCAGACUGGAAGCUCUAUCAACAUUUUAAUGCCACUUUCUGGGCCCGGGUGGAGGCCUACGGACGGAGGCGGAUGGAAGAGGAUGUGAGGGAGUUACACAGGAGGAACGCAGAAAUGGAGGCCAUAUGCAUUGACGGUCGGGGAGCGGUAGUGGCAGAGGACAUCACAGACGGACAUAUGAAGCCCUGGCAGCCUAUUGGAGAAGCUACUAUACUAGGGUACAAUCUGAGGGCGGAUAUACCCCAACAGUUCAGUGAGCUCUGCCGGAAGAUGCUGACCCCCGAGAUUCAGUAUUUGACAGAUUUAGGAGUCAACUUGUGGAUCACUAGAUUAUGGGGCUGGUUCAAAGACAAUGUGUUAUCAUGAUAGAGAGUCGUUAAGCUUAUUGCUCAGUUCUGUGCUAUUUUUAUUAAUAAAAUAUAUAAUACAAUAUUUUAUAUUUAAUAAUAAUUUGCUAGUCUUUGGUUAAUAUUUAGUAUAUAAAUACAAAUAAUUUGUUAGAAUUAUACUUAAUAACGUUAUAUUUUAUUGUAAAAUUACAGAGAAGCCAAUAACAGAAUUCUUAAUUGUAUCUAAUGUUAUUUUUUAAACAUUGUUGUUGUGAACUUGUUGUUUACUACAGCGUCCAUGCACAAUGUAAUGUUUCAUGCGAUUACUGCUCAGUGUUCAUGUUUUUACAUAUCGGAAGGAAGCUUCAAAACAGGUUAUAUUAAUUGUUUGUUUUUAUUUAUGGUCAUUCAUUUCAGAAAGCAGCUGACCUAACGUUAUUUUUGUUUUUGCACUAUAAUAAACUGAUGGAACAUUCCAUGGUUUGAUCAUUCGGUGAGAAAAUGUAUUUGCACGUUUGACAGUAUAAUUUUUUUGUAAUGCAAAAUACAGCACACUUUAAUUGAAAAAAUA